AUGGCGGAUUCAAUUGUCACUUUAGAAGGUCUUAGUGAGUAUGAUGAUGGUGACAUUGAUAAAGAAAAUCUGAAUGCUUAUGAUACGUAUCAAUUCACACAGCAUCAGCAAGAAUUCUUAGAACAACAAGAACAAAACUUUAAAAAACAACAACAAUUAUCCUCACAAUAUCAGCAGCAGCUUUUAGAACAACAGCUACAAUUUUUAGAACAACAGCAACAACUCUUGGAACAACAAAAACAACAACCCAUACAAAAAAAAAAACAAUUUAAAAAACUCACACAACAAUUACAACAAAUGCAACAGCUCUUACAACAACAACAACACUUACAACAACAACAGCAACAAACACGACAGCAACAGCAACAGCAACAACAAGUUUUACAACAACAGCAACAAGCCUUACAAAAGCAACUUUUAGAAGUUUUAGAACAACAGCAGCAACUCUUACAACAACAAUUACAACAACCUCCACAAAAACAGCAACAAUUUUUACAACAACAGCAGAAACUAUUACAAAAACAGCAACAAUUAACACAACAACAACAACAACUCUCAAAACAACAACAACAGCAACAACCUUUACAACAACAGCAAGAGUUCUUGCAACAACAAAAAUUCUUGGAACAACAGCAAGAGCACUUACAACAACAGCAAGAACUCUUACAACUACUGCAACAAUCCACACAACAGCAACAACAGCAACUUCUCAUAGAAUAUAAACAAAAACCCACACAACACCAGCAACAUCUCUCAGAACUCUUAGAACAACGUCAACAACUCCUACAAAAACAGCAGCAAUUCACACAACAACAGCAACAACUCUUGCAAAAUCAGAAAAAAUUCACACACCUGCAAUUAUUACAACAAUUUGUACAAGGACAAGUUACAAUACCAAUCAGCCAGUUUGAUUUUGGAAAGCUUUCUAUAAUUAGUAAAGAUGACUAUACUAAUAUUUUAAGAGAUCGGGAGGAAUUGAAAAGCGAAAUCAAAAAAUUAGUGAAUAAAAACAAUGAAUCGGAAAGCAAAUCCAACAAGAUAAUCCAUGAAUUGAAAAUUACAUAUGAUGACUUGACUAGUAAAUACAAUGAAUUAGCAAAUCAAAAUAAAGAAUUGGAAAACAAAAAUGAAUUUAUGAGGGAUUUUAUAAAUUUUGGGAGUCAAUCAAUUAAAAUCCAAGAAUUGGAAACCAAGAAUAAUGAAUUGAAAAGUGACUUUGAUAAAAUGAUCAAUGAAUUAAAAAGUGAAAAAAAUGAAUUGGAAAGUAAAUUCAAUAAAAUGAAAAGUGGAAAAGAUAAAUUGGAAAGAAAAAACAAUCAAACAAUCAGUGAAUUGAGAAAUAAAAGCAAAAAACAAGAUCAAACAAUUAGUAAAUUUAGUAAUGAAAACAAUAAAUUGAAAAGUGAAGUCAAUAAAUUGGAAAGUAAAUUGAAAAGUGAAAACAAUGAAUUUGAAAGUAAAAACAAUGAUCAAAUAAUCAAUGAAUUGAGAAAUAAAAGCAAAAAACAAGAUCAAACAAUUGGUAAAUUUAGUAAUGAAAACCAUAAAUUGAAAAGUGAAGUCAAUAAAUUGAAAAGUGAAGUCAAUAAAUUGGAAAGUAAAUUAAAAAGUGAAAACAAUGAAUUUGAAAGUAAAAACAAUGAUCAAAUAAUCAAUGAAUUGAGAAAUAAAAUCAAAAAACAAGAUCAAACAAUCAGUAAAAACAAUAAAUCAAUCAAUAAAAAUAGUAAUACCAUCAAUAAAUUGAAUAAUGAAAACAAUAAAUUGAAAAGUGAAAACAAUAAAUUGAAAAGUGAACUCAAUAAAUUGGAAAGUGAAGUCAGUAAAUUGAAAAAUGAAAAAAACAAUGAUGACAAUAAAUACGGCAUUUUUUUAUAUAAAUAG
Molecule: messenger RNA, 1884 nt
Organism: Entrophospora candida
Lineage: Eukaryota; Fungi; Glomeromycota; Glomeromycetes; Entrophosporales; Entrophosporaceae
Source: the annotation of a GenBank genome assembly